UAAUUAAUUUUAAAAAAAAUCAAAAAAUUAACCAUUGAAGUAAGUUUAUGCAACAUAUUUUUAUGAAAUAAAGCUAAAUGGAAACUCACAUGAACAAAUUUUGUUCCAUUGACACCCAUUAUUGUGAAUCAGUAUGAAAUUAGAACCUACUUCAUAAUUCCAAGGCACAAUGUGAAAACCAUACCAACUCUGUUUCAUUUUAAACGAAUUUAAUUGAUCAACAAUAAACCCUAAUGAGCUCAACAGAACUUUUCAUAUGUGAAUCAAUACGACUGAAAGACCUUCAAUAAACUAAAACGCAAUUCUAGUCUUAUUCCAGGGUCCAAAUGCCAUCUUCAAGUCUACAUCGCAGGUUUUAACAAGAGGCAAAAAAACAGAGAGAUUCAAUCUACCAAAAGAAUUGGAGUUUGUAAGCACGAUUCAUAGGGGAGUACUAUCUAAAAUUGCAUUUGAUAUCUUUUUCUCGAGUUCAACUUCAUCAAUCCAUAUGGAACUUUGACGACGCAGUAACUCAUUCUUCUCUUUCUUCUUCUCCAUGAUUUUCUUCUCUCUCAUCUUGUGGUAUUCAAGCUUCUCGGCUCUUUCUUUCAGCAGAGUUUGCCGGAACUCCUCCUCAGCAACCUGACGUUCGGCGGCUUUAGCCUUUUUCUCGGCGGUUUUAGCGGCUCUACGCUCUUCACUUUCAAUCCUCAGAGCUUCCUUCUUGAUCUCAUCUUUCCUCUGUUUCUCAAGCCUCUGAAGCUCCAUUUCAUGGAUGUACUCCUUGCGAACGGCUUUAACCUUUUUCGCAUAGUCACGACGGAGCUGAUCGAGCUUCGCUUGAGCCUCCUUUGGAUCCUUCGGUGGUUUCCAGCUGUUGAGAUAAUGAUUGGGGGAAAGAUAUUCUUGGUUGCGUUGGUGGUCAUUGUGAUGAGAAGGCGCAGUGGUGGAGGAGACAGAUCGGCGGUGGACAGUAAAUAUGGUCCUCAGUGUCGGAGAACGGAGGAGCAACCGUGGGCUCGCCAUUGACGUCGGCUAUGGUGAGGGUUUUGGAGAUCUUCGUAUGUAAAGUUCUUCUAGCAAUUUUACUUUCUAAUACAUAACUUUCAUAUAUUCCAUUUUGGCCCCAUAAGUUUCUAACCUUUUACUUUCGACACGAAUUUCACACUCCCUAUUUCUCCAACCUCCGCCACUGCAAUUCAUUUGAUGAUUCCCUCCCAGUUCUUCUAAAUUCUUCACUCAAAAAUCUCAUCAUCAUCAUCCAUAACAAGAUCCACCUUCCACCAUCAAAUCUCUCUGUUUCUUAACUGAAACCAAAGUUCGAUCUCGGUAUUCCACUGGUCUCUGUAAAUGAGGAGGCCCGGAGAAGGAACGACGCUCAAAAGAUUGCAUCAUAACCGACACCAGCUGAAGCAAGUUAAAGGACUGUUCGGAAAACUCGUAGUUGCAGCUAUCUUACUCAUUGCUCCGACUCUCUACUUCGUAUACUUCUUCAACACUAGUUCAUCAUCAUCAUCGGACUUUCCAUCUGAGAUUGAUGUUCAAAAACUCUGGGAUACUGCUGAUUCUGGUGGUUGGAUACCAUCAUCUGCUCCAAGAUCUGACUGGCCUCCUCCUCCAAAUGAGAGUAAUGGGUAUCUGCGUGUCCGUUGUAAUGGGGGUCUGAAUCAGCAGAGAACAGCUAUCUGUAAUGCAGUUCUUGCUGCCCGAAUUAUGAAUGCUACCCUUGUGCUGCCCGAGUUGGAUGCAAAUUCCUAUUGGCAUGAUGACAGUGGUUUCCAGGGUAUCUAUGAUGUUGAUCAUUUCAUCAAGUCAUUACAACACGAUAUACAAAUUGUAAAAAGCAUUCCAGAAAUCAAGAAGAAUGGAAAGACAAAGAAGAUAAAAGCUUUUCAGCUUCGGCCACCAAGAGAUGCUCCUAUACAUUGGUAUACAACAGUUGCUUUGGAGAAAAUGAAGGAGCAUGGUGCAAUUUAUCUCACUCCUUUCUCCCAUAGAUUAGCAGAAGAGAUUGAUAACCCUGAAUAUCAACGGUUAAGAUGUAGGGUCAAUUAUCAUGCCCUAAUUUUUAAGCCACAUAUCAUGGAAUUAAGUCACAAAAUAGUUGAUAAACUUCGGUCACAAGGUCAUUUCAUGUCAAUCCAUCUUCGAUUUGAAAUGGAUAUGCUCUCGUUUGCAGGGUGUUUUGAUAUAUUUUCCCCCGAAGAGCAAAAGAUAUUGAAAAAAUAUCGUGGUGAAAAUUUUGCUGAAAAGAAACUAAUUUAUAGUGAAAGGAGGGCUAUUGGAAAAUGUCCAUUAACUCCAGAAGAGGUGGGCUUGAUAUUACGUGCAAUGGGGUUCAACUCCUCGACCCGAAUAUACCUAGCCGCCGGUGAACUAUUCGGCGGUGAGCGGUUCAUGAACCCGUUUCGGUCCAUAUUCCCUCUCCUCGAAAACCACACCAGUGUGGACCCCACCACCGACCUUAAAUCCAAUGCUCAGGGCUUAAUCGGUUCAGCUGUCGAUUACAUGGUUUGUCUGUUAUCAGACAUUUUCAUGCCAACAUAUGAUGGCCCAAGCAACUUUGCCAAUAACCUUUUGGGCCAUCGCCUCUACUUGGGCUUCCGGACCGCGAUUAGGCCCGAUAGAAAAGGCCUUGCUCCGGUUUUUAUCGAUCGGGAAAAGGGUCGGGUUGAUGGGUUUGAAGAAGCGGUUAGACUGGUUAUGAUGAGGACUAGUUUUGGUGGGCCCCAUAAGCGCGUGUCACCCGAAUCUUUUUAUACGAAUUCUUGGCCCGAGUGUUUUUGUCAAAAGUUGGGUGUAAAUCCGGCUCAUAGAUGUCGGAAUGAUAUGAUGUAGGUAGGGUUUUGAGAAAUGAGAGUUAUUAGUAUUUUAGGUUUGAUUCUUUCUUGAUGUGGUUACAUUUGUAUUCAAGUCUAUAAAUAUACUUUGAUUUUGGAGUCUUGUAAAAGCAAUGUUGUUUGUGUAAUAACUACUGACCCGACCCGACCCGAUUAAGACGAAUAGAGUCGGGUCUAAAAUUGGAAUCGGGUUUAUAGGCCGAUCCGAAUAACAUGUAACAUAUAUAGGGUUGGGUUCAGGUAUAUAUCAUUGCAUUUUUAUCAUAAAAGUACGC
Molecule: messenger RNA, 3094 nt
Organism: Lactuca saligna
Lineage: Eukaryota; Viridiplantae; Streptophyta; Magnoliopsida; Asterales; Asteraceae
Source: the annotation of a GenBank genome assembly